GGAGGGAGGGCGCCGGGCUGCGCUGCUAGUCUGGAGCGGAGCCUGGCAGCGGCAGGAGCGGCGGCGCGGGGGUGCGGAGCAGCCGGAGCCUGCUGGACGGAGGCAGCCCCGUCCCCCUCCCCCUCGCCUCUUUCUUUGUGCGCAGGGCAGGGGCGGCCCCGAUCCAUGGUCAUGGGCGACAAGAAGAGCCCGACCAGGCCGAAAAGGCAAGCCAAACCUGCAGCCGACGAAGGCUUUUGGGAUUGUAGCGUGUGCACCUUCAGGAACAGCGCCGAAGCCUUCAAGUGCAGUAUCUGCGAUGUCAGGAAAGGCACCUCCACAAGAAAACCUAGAAUAAACUCUCAGUUGGUGGCACAGCAAGUUGCCCAGCAAUAUGCAACCCCACCACCACCUAAGAAGGAGAAGAAGGAGAAAGUGGAAAAACAAGACAAAGAAAAACCUGACAAAGAGAAGGAAAUUAGUCCAAGUGUUACAAAGAAGAACGCUAACAAGAAGACUAAACCAAAGUCAGACAUUGUGAAAGAUCCUCCUAGCGAAGCGAACAGCAUACAGUCUGGGAAUACUACAACAAAGACCAGCGACUCAAAUCACACUUCAAGACCCAGACUGAAAAAUGUGGACAGAAGUACCGCACAGCAGCUGGCAGUCACAGUGGGGAAUGUCACAGUAAUUAUCACAGACUUUAAAGAAAAGACUCGCUCUUCUUCCACGUCGUCUUCUACAGUGACCUCCAGUGCAGGAUCAGAGCAACAGAAUCAGAGCAGCUCGGGCUCUGAGAGCACAGACAAGGGCUCGUCCCGUUCCUCCACGCCAAAGGGGGACAUGUCAGCAGUCAACGAUGAAUCUUUCUGAAAAUUGCACAUGCAGUUGUGGAAACUAUGAAUUCAGGGUAUGAAAUUCAAACACUCCACCUGCCCAUGCUGUUCAGAUCCUGGAGAGCCUCUUCUGUGCUUGAACACACACACUCGGACAUCGACCUCUUACUGAUGCAACCAGGAUAACUUCUGCUUGCCGUGGGCAUCUGGACACCAAGGAAUUUCUCACCCUGACGAUUACUCUUGACACUUUUAUGUAUUCCAUUGUUUUAUAUGAUUUUCCUAACAAUCAUUUAUAAUUGGAUGUGCUCCUGAACCUACUUUUUUAUAAUAUCUGCUGUGCACAAUUUUCCAUGAACAUUACAACUUUUUGUUUUGGGGUAGGGAGCGGGUGGGGAGGGAAGGGGGCUUUAUUUAUUGCAUUCACAAACUCCAUCCUCUUUCAACAUAUCCUUUUUAAGUUCAGUUCUUCUUCCAGUUAUACUGUGUACUAUCAGUUUUGAUAUAAAUUAUAUAUAAAUAUAUAUAUAAAUAAAUAUAUAUAAAGGGUUAUUUGAAACCAAUACAUGGAAACGCUGGUGCUUGAAACACUGUGAAGUGAAAAAAAAAAAUCAUUUUUGAACAGUUCAAGAUCUGGGACAGUCCCCUUCUGUGAAAGUACUGAAACUGAAAUGGAACUGGUCUUAGGUGAAAAGCGUUCCUGAAGGUUUGAAUCUGGAUGGGACCUGUUCUCUCUAUUGUUCCUUCCCCGUUUCUUCCCUAAGCAAUGUCUAAAAUGUACUGGACACACGGUUUUGAUUUUUAUAGCUUGGGAUCUGAAAUGAGAAAAGAUUACUCCAGGUAGCUUGUAUUUCCCUGAGGGUAAUUCAGAUUGGUGAUGUGCAAGUUCAUGUCCAGCUGGAGCAUAAGCAUUCGCAACUGGAGUGGUACUGGCAUGGCACAGAGUCAUUGUUUUAGUAACAUGACUAUCACUCUUGUGCGUAGCCAAUCCCACAGAUGUUUGGUGUUCUUAGAUUUAAUAAAUUUAGUCCAUCUGCAUCAGUGACCAAGAUAACUUUAGAACUGGAGUGGUUUGCUUUGGGUUAGAAGGCAGCAGGGAGCCGUAGGGCUGGGAGUGAUUGCAGGUUGAGGGAGCAAGCUGGUGCUCAUUCCAGCCCGUGGCAUGUGGGUCAGUCCUCGUCUGUCCCAUCUGUGCUGUUGGGGUGGCUCUUCUUGAAAUCCAUCUCUGUUCCAAGAGUGGUUUCUGAACAGAAUCUCCUCCAGUGAUGAUGCUGGGCUUGUCAGCGUUUGGACACUUCUCAGUCUCCUGUGAUGGGAGCAAAAGUAGGGAAAAACUUUCAUGCUGGCAAGUGAGUGGCACGUGUGGCUCAUGCUCAUUACCAGCAUCUCCUUCGUUCUUGCUCUAAAGCUAUUCAGACUGUAAUUUCUUUUCUUGGCCUGUUAAUGUUGCUUUACAGUUUACCUUCCAUGCAUUAUCCUGCUAAAACACUAGGCUGAAGAGGUGAAACAGAACAACAAAUCCCAAACCUUUUUGGCUUUUCGUCUUUAUUUAGUGGCCCCAGGGUGCUUUGCAGUAAUUUCAGGUGCAGAGGCUAUGGCUUCAUUUGACAUCAAAUGCAUAACUUUCGGGCAUGAUGAAAGAGGGCCGCAUUUCGACAACUUUGUGCCAGCUUGUUAUAUUGUGAAUUACUUGCUUAGCAAGAGUAAUUUCUCUUUGUGGAGGCAACUGAUUUAAGAUUUCUUUUAAAAUCUGUGUGGUUUUGAGUAGCAGACAUAGGUUCCUUUCACACUGGCGACAGAAAUGUGUGAGUAGGGAUCUGUUACAGCCCCAGCUCCAAGGUAUGUGCAGUAGCAGUGCCUUUGCAGCAGUGGUUUUACUCUGAAACUUUAACGUGGGCACCCCAACUUAAUUUUGCUUAUAUUCACAGUAUAGGCUGUCUUUACCUUUUUAAGCAUUUUUAAAGUAUUAAAAGAACCAAAGGAAACCAGAUGCUUCCUAUGAGCAUCAAGACAAUUUAUUAUACAUAGUUUUAAAUACUAUGACUUUCUCAAUCCACAAUUUAACAUUAGUGGGAUAUUGCAAAGACAUUCCUUUUCCAGUUUUUACUAUUCCUUUAAGGGUCUCAGGGAGGGUAAACUGGUCAGCCAUAUUUAUUUAUUUUACUGAAAUGUAUUGGAAUAAUUUUUUAAGAGAGAUUUUUUGAAGAUGCCCCCGAACUUGUAUAUUUUGCACUGCUUUAUAAAUGAUCCAUUUUCAAUUAGGCUUGCGUGCAUCUCGGCCAUGAUCCAGCGAAGAGUGUGAGCCAUUGGUGAGUCCCUCUGGCUUCAGGCGGGGCUAAUUCUGGUGCUUCAAGUCAAACUAUGUGCUCGCCUUCUUCACUGAAUCUGGGAUUUUGUGCAAAAACAAAAUAAAGCGUUGUGUGUACCAGGAAAUGGCUUCUUUUUCAAGUGAAAAUGGACCUGUAGAUCAGUUGAAAAAGCUUUAAGGCCGUAACCAGCUACUCAUGGCUAUUGGUAAAGUCGGUAACAUCUGUCUCUUUGGGUGUGCCUCCUUGAUAAAGCAGCUUAUUAUAAAUAAGUGGGAAAAUUUCUUUGGAACAAGUGACCUGUAAUUCUGCGUUCAGUAGAAAUUGCUAGCUAAGCAUUGAACCUCCCCAGCCUCAUCCGUAGCUGUUGUGUUGUGGAUUUGACAGAUAGUGUUUGCUUUUACACUUAAUUUCUGAAGUUAGCAUCCUGACGACAUGUGUCCAUGGGUGGGAUUCCCUCUGCGUUAUCCCACUGUUGGUGGGGAACGUGCUUAAGAACCAAACCAACCAAAACACUAGCAUAGGGGAAGGACGGAUUCGUGGUGUUCAGUGGCACAGAAAGCAGGUAAGUAAAGCACAGUGUUACGUUUGCAAAGUUUCAACUCUUACACAGACACACACACACAGACACCAACACAGCUUGCCUGACUUGCUCAGUUUGAUGUAGUUCUGCAAAGGGAAAAUGACAGCGUUUUACACCACCAGGCUAUUUAUUUUAAUUGGAACACUUUGCUUGUUUCAAAUUGGACAGAUCAAAACAAUUGGCAGCAGCUUCUGUGACUUUAUUUCCACUGAGAUGUUUUCACCUGCCUUACCAAGAUCAUUCUCAGUCUACUUUUUUAAGCUCUACCGUACACUUAAAUUAUUGAAAAUUUAUUAAUUGCUGACUAUAUGAUAACCUUUGCUUGUAUGUAACCGAAUGGUUUUAAGAGCCAACAUUUAGAGUAUGACAAUGGAGCUGAACAGUUUUUAAUGCGCAAGCAGUUCUGUUCUUGUGUAUGACUUGUAACCUUAAUUUACUGUGUAAAGAUGGUUACAUUAUUUCCUUAGCUUUGUUUGUUGGAGACAAAUAUAGAAUGCUUGUUUAAGUAUGUCAAAACAUAAUCUUAUCUUGUGGAUUUUUAUGUUAAUGUAUUAUACGAGCUAUAUUUUUCAUUUGCCCAGAAAGACAGCUUGUAUAACGCUCUUGAAAGUUUUUCCGCUCUGUAAAGUCUUUAGAGCUGACAGUCCUGUUAGGUUUGUUUUAAUCUUCAUGCUAAAGUGUCAAUGGUGGUUUUGUGAACUGGUCAGAAAUUCACAGGUCUUAAAUGUUUUUGGGAAAUUUAUAUUGGACACUGCUCUUUGUCUAGCAAAUAAAAGAUGUUAAUAUAUUCCUGUUACUGGCAUGUGCACGACUGUUAUUAGAAGCCACUUUAUCAUUUUCCUGCUUUAAAUAGAAAUGUCUAUUUAUGAAUUCUGCUUGUAGUUUUUUCACAAAUAAAAUAGUAAAAUUUAAUUAAA
Molecule: messenger RNA, 4621 nt
Organism: Pezoporus flaviventris
Lineage: Eukaryota; Metazoa; Chordata; Aves; Psittaciformes; Psittacidae
Gene: RYBP
Product: RING1 and YY1 binding protein
Exons: 5
Coding region: 166-852 (228 amino acids)
Biological process (GO): positive regulation of DNA-templated transcription
Cellular component (GO): nucleus
Molecular function (GO): DNA binding; transcription coregulator activity
Source: RefSeq, a predicted model, not a curated record